Messenger RNA from Ipomoea triloba (trilobed morning glory), 1234 nucleotides. Its product is annotated as methylecgonone reductase-like. Gene Ontology annotation, molecular function: aldose reductase (NADPH) activity. The record is from RefSeq and is a predicted model, not a curated record. Lineage: Eukaryota; Viridiplantae; Streptophyta; Magnoliopsida; Solanales; Convolvulaceae. Bases 73 to 1041 code for a protein of 322 amino acids. The transcript is spliced from 4 exons. Gene Ontology annotation, cellular component: cytosol.
UAUAACAGCCACAGAAUGAUGUAAAUCAGUUUAGGAAGAAGAUAAGGGCAGACCAAAACUGAAAUCAGAGACAUGGAGGAAGUGAUUAAAGUCCCAAAGGCGAAGCUUAAUUCCGGUCACCAAAUGCCCCUUUUAGCCCUGGGAACUGCGUCUACCUCGCUUCCAAAGGCGGAGCAGUUGACAUCCAUCUUUAUUCACGCCAUAGAGAUGGGGUACCGUCACUUCGACACCGCCGCCGUCUACGGCUCCGAGGAGGCCCUGGGCCGUGCCGUAGCCGCAGCGCUGCAGCGUGGACUUGUUGCGAGCCGCGACGAACUUUUCAUCACUACCAAACUGUGGUGCUCGGAGACUGAGCGUCAUCUUGUCGUUCCAGCCCUUCGGAGAUCGUUGGGGAGGUUGGGGCUAGAUUAUGUGGAUUUAUAUCUAAUACAUUGGCCAUUGAGAUUCAAGGAUUCUGUAGAGGAUGGAAAGAUCAAAACAGAAAAUGUUGUUCCUUUUGAUAUGAAAGGGACAUGGGAAGGAAUGGAAGAGUGUUGCAACUUAGGUUUAGCUAAGUCUAUUGGUGUGUCUAAUUUCACAUCAACAAAGAUUUUACAACUUCUCCAGAAUGCUACCAUUCCGCCUGCAGUUAAUCAGGUGGAGAUGAGUGUUGCAUGGCAGCAAUCUAAACUCUUAGCGUUUUGUAGAGAAAAAGGAAUUCAAGUUAGUGCAUGGAGUCCUCUGGGAGCUAAUGAUGCUCCGUGGGGAAACCCUGGGUUAUUGGAGAUCCCACAACUUAAGGAUGUUGCAAUGGCAAAGCACAAGACCACUGCACAGGUUGCAUUGAGGUGGAUAUAUGAACAAGGAGCAUGUCCAAUUGUAAAGAGUUUUAACAAAGAAAGGAUGAAACAAAACCUUCAAAUCUUGAAUUGGGAACUUGGAGAAGAAGAAAUUGGCAAGAUUCAACAAAUACCACAGCGCAGAGGAUGUAGAGCAGAUAUUUUCGUUCAUCCAAAUGGACCAUACAAAUCAGUAGAGGAACUCUGGGAUGGAGACAUCUGAAAAAUGGCAUUUUUAAAUCAUACUCAAUAAUGAUUGGAAGAAUAAUAAUUUUAUAUUUAUCUUGUUAUUUGUUAAAUUGAACCACAAUAUUGUUGUUUUCUUCUUCGAAUCUCGGAUGUAUUAGCUAGGCGACAAGCCUACAAGGUGUUUAUGGAGUUUAUUUAUUACUAUACGUUUUUUUAUUGAUUUUAAA